AAUACAUUCAGUUAAACUGUGUUCAUCAUUUACACAUCAGAGUGUUAUCAGUUUUUGGUUUAACACGCGAUUUACAUCAUAAAAUAAUAUAAUAUUUUUUCGUAACGUAGUUAUUAAAAUGUUUAAAAUGUUCGCGACCGUGACGUGUUUAACGGCUUUGGCAUUAGCCGUCAUCGGGCAGGCAACGGAUAACGACGACGAACGUCAAGGCAGAGGAUGGAAUAUACUGGAAGGAUCCAAACGUUCAUGCGUCGGGAUGAACGGUCGACCUGGGGUUUGUAUGGGCCAAAGCCAGUGCGCAGAAGUUAACGGAAAGUCAGUGGGCAGGUGUUUCCCGUUCGAUUCUUGCUGUUCAGUUAUGCCUAAUUCCUGUGGUGGAUUUUCGAGUUCAAGCACGACAUAUUUUCAAAGCCCAGAGAAAUUCCAAGACAUUUGCUCGUAUAAGAUAAACGUCAGACGAAAUGUAUGCCAAAUAAGAAUCGAUUUCGAAAGGUUUUCACUCGGCCAACCAACCAAACAGACGUCAGAAUCAGCGUACACAUGUGAACGUGACGAGUUUACAUUAAUUUUGAACGGUGACACCAAAAUAAACGUACCCGUUUUAUGCGGUGAAAAUUCCGGUCAACAUGUGUACGUGCCAGUAAAUCAGCAGCAGUUUGACUCAAAAAACAACAAGCAACAAAUAACAUUAAAAUUCCAGUUGACUGCAAGAGAUGAAGACUACACUGAUCCAGAACCAUUUUGGAGAUUAAAAAUCUCGCAACUGGAUUGCCAAACGACGUCGACCAACUGGUGGAAGAUUAAAGACAUCGCACGCCAAGUCUGGGAUUGGGAAGAUGAAGAGAGAGACGCCGCAAAACCCACUUAUAGCCUAGCGCCAGAAGGUUGUUUACAAUACUUCACUGACAAACAUGGUUCAUUCGAAAGUUUCAAUUACAACAGAGGGAUGGGGCACUAUUUGGGAAAUUUAAAUUACGCGACAUGUUUUAGAAGAUACCAAGACACGUGUGGAAUCAAAUACGAGGCGGUUAAAUUCCAAGUGGCGUACAAUCAGAAGUUAACCAAUUCUACGGACCGGGACUGCGAUACUGUUGCGGCUAGCAAGUCUGAACAGUCGACCACACCGCCAUCGAAAACCACUCAAAUAACCACGGAAACCACUCAACAACCCUCAGAAACUACUCAACCGCCUUCAGUAACCACCCAAUCGUCCACGAAAACCGAUACAACAUCAAAUGAUGACUUGAACAAAGAAACGGUGAACGAGCGCAGCAGGAAACGGCUAUCCGAACGAGGCGUGCACAACGACUACUUGCUCAUACCGGACGGCCUUUAUUCAACCUCGCGAUUUGCGUCGAAAUAUUGUGACAGGUCGCUAGAAAACGUCGAUGACAGUACAGUCAAAACACAAGGACCCCUAUACGUGGCCUUUGUCAGCGACGAUUACUCAAAUCCUAACGAAGAUGUGGAAAAGGGAUACAAGAUCGAUUAUUCAUUGAUAAACACUGGGUGUUAAACAUUAUAAAAUUAUAAUUCUAUUUAUUUUAAACAAUAACAAAGGUAUUUAAUUAU
Melanaphis sacchari is the source of this 1572-nucleotide messenger RNA. RefSeq lists its product as uncharacterized. The transcript has 8 exons. Bases 119 to 1516 code for a protein of 465 amino acids. NCBI's taxonomy places the organism in Eukaryota, Metazoa, Arthropoda, Insecta, Hemiptera, Aphididae. The record is from RefSeq and is a predicted model, not a curated record.